AUUCGCGAGAACCUGUCUGAAAGUUCCCUCUCCCCAGAGUGAGAUAAGUGGCACGGAUGAACGUGACACAAGUCUAUAUCACUACUAUUCAACAAAACGCUCAGAGAUGCUGAGAUGCUGGGUUUGUUGUGAACGAAGAUGAAGAGUCACAUAGCCACAGUGGUGAUAGUCAGCUUCUUCAGCGUCUCGGCCUCUCAAGUUGUGUCAGCUGCACUCAGUGGAAAGAACUGCUCCAAGACUGCUGACUGUGGCUGGAAGUCGACUUGUAACACGACAAGCUCCCAGUGCUACUGUACCUCCGGCUACGUCCUUCACAGUAGUGGCAAAGAUUGUUUGAAUAAAAGCUGCUCCGGUGUGAAAGACUGUGUUGAGUGCUCAUCAGCUGAUGUCUGUAUGAGAUGUGUGAGUUUCAUCUUGAAAGAUACUAGAAGCUGUGUCUCUGUUUGUAAAGGCAAGGCAGAAAUAUCAGAAGAGGGGCCGUUCCUCGGCAAUGUCUGCACAGAAUCCAAUGACACAAAGGAUAUCAUCAUCCCCAUCGUAGCGGGAGUGGCAGCAGCUGUGUUGCUCUGUUUCAUCAUCACCUUGGCCGUGUGCUGCCAUCUGAGGAAAACAAGGAGGAAUGUCAAUCUUCAAGAGAAGAAUUAUAAAUCAAGAGAACUUGAGAUGGGCAAAGUUAAACAGUUUCCUGUCUAUGACAACAAGGGAUUUGAGAGCGAGAGCCAGCUGAGUGUCCGUCAGAAUGUGAUCAACUCUGACGUAUACCUGCAGCAGUUGGAGGAGUUGCGACCUCACACAGAGACGCUGAUGAUGGUGCUGAGUCAGAUACGCCGCAAGCUGCGCAGCAUGGAUCAGUCCGACCCAAGAGUGCCGACAUACAAGGGUGUGAUUCAUCAGUUGUGUCGAGUCUUGGUGUUGCUCCACAAGAAGGAUCCCACAGUCAGUAUCCCUUCAGAUGCCCUUGGUCUGAUAGAGUGGGCACAACAGAUGCUGGAGGACCACAGAGAGCAGGACGAUGAAGAGCAGAAUGUGUCAGCAGAACCUAUGGAGGGUCCCAUCAGUAGAAUCUCCUACAUCGACGUGGACUUGGAGCACAUGAACUCCCCUGUCUACGCUACACCUGUGGGCAAGGAUCAGCCCGGACACCCCCUCAGCUCCAGCAACACCUCCGGCUACUACAGCAGUGUCCCUGUGCCCUUGCCUGAGAUGAAUAAUAUUGGAUAUGCUACCAUUAACCGAACACCCACCAAUCCCACCUUGUAUAGCUCAAAUAAGAAUGUUCUUUCCAAACCCGGAUCUGUGCAGAAAGUGAACAAUGUGAAAUCCCGGUCCCGUGUUGUUACUAACGCUGGCUACUUCGCCAAUGGCCGGUACUACGACCCCAGCCCUCAGCCAGUUGUGUAUGCACCGGCCAGCUCCUAUAGCGACAGAAGCGCUGGCCCACUCUCAACAUUCACUGGGGACUUUCACAGAUCAAGAUCAUUUUCAGGAAGUGAUAAUAACUCAAAUUCUGAUGGAGACAAUGAAGAUGAUGAUAAAUUAAGUGACCUUGACCCCUUCCCAUUUGACCCUCGAGAUGCUACAGACCCUGUAGAAGUUUAGCAAGGAACGAGUUAUCUCCCCUGCUGAAUAUCAAGUUACUGGAAGGCAUACUGAAGAUGGCUACUGAAUCCUGUGUGAAAAUGGCAAUAGAUGCGGUAUGGCACAAUGCCAUCUGUGUAUGGUUUGCAGUGGGAUACAAAAUGCUGACUGAAAAUUGUUCAUUGAGUAGGAUGCAAAAUGCUGACUGUGCAAAUUGUUCAUUCAGUGGGAUACAAAAUGCUGACUGUGCAAAAAGUUUAUUGAGUGGGAUACAAAAUGCUGACUGUACAAAUUGUUCAUUCAGUGGGAUACAAAAUGCUGACUGUGCAAAUAGUUCAUUCAGUGAGAUACAAGGUGCUGACUGCAGAUUGUUCAUUCAGUGAGGUACCUAAUGCUGACAAUGCAAAGGGUUCAUGCAGAACAUGAGAAGAUCUUGAGUUCCCGUCCUUCGUGUUUCAUGCAUGGUUUCAUUCUGCUAAUUUAUGAAGGCAACAUUCUACUUUGUUUGCCAACAUGUGUCCAUUUAUUGAUAUCCAAGUUAUUGUUUUCAAUGGCAGUGUUCCACUGUUGUGGUGAAGCCUGUGGAUUGAGACCCAUCGUCAUGUGUUAUUCAUGGCACUGCAGCCCCCCGGGCUUAUAGAGGCUCGUCAUGCUUUCUUUGUGUUGAAGCGAGGUACGCGACACUAUGAAUCUGUCUCACAAAUCACAUGGUGUAGAACCAGUGCAACUAGAGCAAGGGCAUGUUUAGUUGUACGAGAAACUCCUUGUUCUGUCGUAGAGCUAAAACAAUUCCACGUGAAAAUAUUAUUUUUUUUAUUCAUGUUGCGUACAUUUUUACACUUCAAAGGAAAAAUCACAAUGCUCACAAUGGGUUUAAAACAAUCAUCGCCUUAAAAAAUAUAAAUCCAUUUGUUGUUUUAUUGUUUUUAGCCUUAUGUAUGCUACAGUCAGAUCGUGUUUGAAUGUUAGAUUAUGGUACUCUGAGGGAUUUCUUGUUACAAGUUAUUCUUCUCUUGAACCUACAAGCGACCUCUCGUGUUUGACAUAGCUCCCUGUUAAUCUAAAACCUGCUUUCAUCAAGCUGGGAAUUUAACAUUGUCUGCUACAAGGUAUACUUUUAUCAUUGAGUUUUAUGUUCAAAAAGUGGACAAGUUUUAAUUUCCUGAAAGAUGAGGAUGGCCGGCUUGUUGGCACCACAGCUGGUUUCAUGUGUUAGACGGUUUACUUGUGUAUGAUUUUAUUGUAUACUUGUGUAUGAUUUUAUUGUAUGAUCCAUUUUAUUUCUGCUGAGACUCAACUUCUGUAUUUCAGUGAAGUGCAAGUGACAGGAAACAGUUUUUAUUUCUACACGUCCCCAGAUAUCCAGGGUAUAUAUGUUUUUCAUAUUUUUCCAUUCAAUUGAUAGAAAAAAAAAAAAAUUCAAAAAGGGAAAUAUACUUUUUCUCCAGAUGUAACACUGUGUUAUCCAAUGACAGGGAUAUGUUAUGUGUUAUGGGGCGCCAGCUUCAAGUUAAAGAAAUUUGUUUUGCAUCGUAAAAGUCCAGUCAUUCUGUAGUAUUGUUUAUACCAGGAUGUUACUCUUCCUAAUGGCAUUUGAUUGAAUGGUAUCAUCACAUUCCCCCAAUGUCAGACACUGACAAAAAGGCCUAAAUAAAGUAAUGAUAUAAUGUUUCAUCCCCGCCCACCACGCUACCAACGACCACAUGGAAGAAGGCAGAUUUUCACCUGACAGUUUAGUUCUAUUAUCAUUGUGUGGAGCAACAAGUAUCUCUCCUCUCCCCAAUAAUUCAUAUGGUUUGUUCUUUCAUGUUCUAGAGUAAUAAAAGCCUUGACGUGGAGACAAUUAUGGAUUUUUGCAAAGUGUGCCCACCUGUUUUUACGUAUAUAAAUCCAUAAACAGAAAAUAUAUUGAAGUCAAAGUAAAUACAGCAACAAUACUAACUUCACCGACUGAUUAUUCAAUCAUUAACGCAAAAUCCUGUAGACAACAAUAUGGAAUCUGUGACAUCGUCUGUGCAAUAAUGAAACAUAAGCCAUUCUAUUAUCAGAAAAAAGUAGUCUGUACGUAGGCAUGGCCUCUUUAUUUAUUUCAGUUUGUGGAAACAAAUGCAAAAAAACCAAUUGCUUUGUUAGCAAUCAUAUGCCGCAGAAACAUUUGCAAUUAUUUAUUUAAUAUUAUACCCUGGAUAGAGGUGUUCAGUCUGAAUAAGUAAACAAUCUGUUAUCUUGCUGUUCGUGCAGCCUUCGGGGUGGUCGGGUAGCGUAGUGGUUAAAGCGUUUACUCGUCACGCCGAAGACCUGGGUUCGAAUCCCAACAUGGGUACAAUGUGUGAAGCCCAUUUCUGGUGUCCCCCGCCGUGAUAUUGCUGGAAUAUUGCUAAAAGCGGUGUAAAACCAAACUCACUCACUCACUCGUGCAGCCUUCUGUCCCUGCUCUGUGAGCUUCUACUGUAGAAGUAGUUUGUAAAAUGUUCUUAUAUAACCUGUUUCCUUUUGUAUUACCUUGAUGAUGUGUUCAUCAGUGUAGGCAAUGUUUAGUUUUAAUAGUUACUGUGUUUUUAUAUGUAGUCAAGUAUUACUAGGUUAAGUUUUAACCUUGUUAUCACUGGUAGCAGUAUAUAACCCUAUGAUGUAUUACCUGUCUGUCAUGGUAUUUAGUUUGAGUAGAAGUGUGUCAAGUAUUUGUCACCAUUUUAUAUAAGUUACUUACCAAAUACCUUAAGACAUAUCCCAUAUUACAGCAACACUUCACAACUUUCACUUUGCUUUAUCGAGCAUGAUGUACACAUUCCAUUUCCACAUUCACUGUGUUUGCGUAUCUGAAUUUAUAUGAACAGCAAAGGUUGGCGGUGUAUUUUGUUUAUAUUGAAACAUUCCUGAUUACAUGUACAAAGUAUGCAUCAUUCUUCAUUAUCAAGUAUCUGUGUGUGAUGUUAUCUAUUGUGAUAGAUACCCUGGACCCACUAAAGUAGCCAUCCAUUUUCUAGUUCUGUCUUGUCGGAGACCUGCAUCACUUCGGGCUCUCCUCCCACAUUAAGCUGACACGCCGUGAUAUGACUGGAAUACUGUUAAAAUCGGCAUUAAAGCUAACUCACUCACUCACUCACUCCAGUUCUGUCUUAAUCCUGAUUAUUGCAACAGAUGCUCUAUCACCAGUACUUGCCUAAGCGAAGUAUAUUAAUUUCAGCAUAAAGUCUUUACUCCCCGGUCUCAGUAAAUUUGAAAAAUCUUUUUAGCUAAAAGUAAAUAAAAAUAGUCUUCUGAUUCUAUGAAUUAUAUCUUAUGGCUCUGCAGUUGUCAGUGAGAAUCUUCCGAACUCGUGUGAAGGAGUGUAAUUUUGAUUGGCUGUUAAAUUCAAGCUGAUGUGCGAGAUAAAAUCUCUGACAUUAAGUAACGAAGUUACAGUGGUGAAAGGGUAUUGAUAAGGGAGAUGAUAUGCUUGAUAAUCCAGGAUGUGUAUACGUAUCCCUGCAUUCAUUCCUUGAUUCUGUUGCUGCUCAAUCAGCGAAGGUGUUCUCCAUGGUGAUAGUUAACAUAAUAGAUAAUAUCUGCAGUAAAACCCAUUAAUUUGCACCCCUUGAACCUGAUAUAUAUCAUUUAAAAGUCACCAUAGAGCAGUACCUAAAGGCUUGAAGACCUAGAACAUUAUGUAAUCUAAUAGGCCAUGUUUAUCCCUGCUGUUGCACAACAGGCUUGUAAAUGACGUAAUGUAUUACAGAAGUUUUGCGUAGUUAGAGAGGGAUUGGUCUUAGGACUGCAUCAUAUUUUGCUGCCCCCAACCAAGCCCCCACACGCAUUAUAAUUUAUCAUAUUCCUCCUCUCUCUCUCCCCCCCCCCCCCCCUCUUUCGUGUAACUGUUUUGUAUGCUCCAACCCACCCAUCCAAUGACAAAUGACCAGUCCCGAAAUAAUAAACAAAAAAUUUAACAAACAAAAAUAUUUGAAUUGAAUAUAACUGUCAUUUAUUUAUAAUAUCGCAUCCACCCUCAGAUAGUUGUGAUAAGCCUCCUCUUUCGCUGUCAUUUUUGUUCCAUGGAUUUCUCUGUCGCGUUCUCGCUCCCCCACCCCCAACCAGUCCUAAUUCCUUCCCACGGAGAGGGUUCUGUGGAUACUGAUGGUAAUGUAUUACUUUAUUUAAGGAAGUGCCCUGUGUUUGUCAAUUGCUACCUUAACGACUGCAACUUUUGGGUUGGCACUAUCUCAAAUCAUGGCUUGUCCUCUACGGAUAACUUGACAUGUGAAAGGUGUUAAUGUGCUUUUACUGUUAAUAUUAACCCAGCAAGAAGUUGUACAUUACUUUUACCAGUAUUUUGUGCUGAGUUAUGACGUAAGUCCCAGAUUAUACUCAGCCAAUAGACUUGUAAUACAGGUACCUAUGACAUGAUGCUGUUCAAUGCUUGUGUGAGCUUUAUCAGUCUGGGACUGACAUUAACGGGACGUACUACCUGUGCUUUGUUACAUUGUUGCCAAAUGGUCAUGCUCUGUCUUCCAUGCAUGUCAUUGUGAUGUAAACCUUGUAAGGAAAUGAUGGUUCCUGUUCAUAUAUUUAAGCUUGACUUUAUACAUGCUUGCAAUAGUGUGAGAGCUUACAGUAGUAUUUAAUAAGUGUGCCUACCUGCUUAAUGCCUGUUAAAUAUAUUAGUCAUGUCUUACUUUUUUGGAUCUAGUCAAAAAUGGUUUAAUCAAACACAAUUUUAAAGUUAUUUGCUAAUACAGUGGGUUUAUACGGCCCCAGAUCCACGCUGUACAUGAUGUCGAUCAGGAGUUGAAUUGCCUGUUGAAUUCAGUGUAUUAUGUAGCAAUAUAUUGCUAGUCCAAAUCAAAAUGCUUAAAUGAAAUGUUGUGAGUGCUUGUACAAUAUUUACAGUUUCUUAGAACUUUUGAACUUGGGACAAGGACUAGUGAAUUAAACUGUUAUUGACAUCCCAGUUGCAAGAACAUUGUCAGUCAUACUGUAUAGAUACUGUUAGUCUGACAACAGGUCUUGUGUGUAAUGUAGAUGAUAAGUUUGCAAUGAAAUUCUUCAUUCAUCGUGCGGAAAUAUGGUUAUGCCAAUUGCUUUGGGAAUCUCACCAUUAUGCUCACCAGGAUAUUUAUUUCCAGUAACUAGAAUCUGUAGGGAAACGGACAGACUGGUCAUGUAUAUUUUAGAUAUGUAGAAGUGACUGAUAUGACUCUAUUCAAGACUAUAUGCCCAGCUUGUCAAACUUGAAUAUCUACCACGGCUUUGAAUAAUGGAGAUUAGCUUAUUUAACUAUCCGGUAUUCCUUAGAACUGUUCAUGCCCCAGUUUCUAUACAAUGCACUUGCACAAGUAAAUAUUGGUGUCUAUGGUUCAUCUUAUGUUCUUUAUUGUUUCAUUGUGGACAUCAGUUGUGAAUAUGUGUUUCUUGUAUUAUUUGCUUUGUAAACAUUGAAUCAUUUUACAUGUUAUAAGUUAUACAUUUGAAAUAUUUUGACAAAUCAUUCUUUGGACUGAUAAUCUCAAAUCUUGUUCAUAAUAAGACCAGACUAUAUAAUUUCUUGUUUUAUAUAUGACUGAUUUUUUUUCAAACAGUAAAUAUAAGAUUAGAAUUCUGUUUUUGAGGGAAAAAUAUGUUUUUUUUAAAUAUUUCUGUUUGUUUUUUGGUUUAAAACAUAAAAUCAGGUUGUAUUAAAGCCAGUUAUCCUCAAAUCUGUCCUGAAAAUGUUCUAAUUUCCGACGACAUCUUAGCAUAUUGACCAUGACAAUCUAAAACAAAAAAAUUAAUUUGUCUGACCAAACUUUUGUAUUCCAUUUCACAGUAUCUUUUCCCCGAUCUUUUGUUGUUCUGUUAUGUACUACAUGUAGUAUUCUAGAUUUGGGACUGCUUCAGUAUUCUUCAUCACUGCAGGUCACAGCGUCAGCACUAGUAAUACAAACUGUAUUCCAAGGUCAUGAAGAAAAGAGAUUAUUUUCUUAUAUUGUGCUGAUGUCUUCUACAUUGUAUGACUUUUUCUCCUUUCAUUAAGAGACACAGGAGGGGUAUCAACCUUGGAUUUCUGCCAUUAUUUAAUUUGCUUAAGUUCUCAGCAAGUGAACAUUGUCUUGUCAGUUGUGUGGGAUGUAGUAUGUGAGCAGUACACAUUCCAAUCUGCAAGAUCUCCCAUGUUGCUAAUCAGGAAAUGAUCUGCGAGAUCUCCUGUGAUUCUAACUGUUGCUGAGACUUUGACAAUAGCCAUUUUGUCCUUAACAUGUGCUCCACAUGUCCUUAACAUGUCCUUCACAUGUCCUUUGUCACAUGAUUAUAGAACAGAGGGUAAAUCGAAUCUUUGCUUCUCAACCCUGCAGAACCUAUUAAACUGGCAAUAUUGUCUCUCUUGUGUGUUUGAUAACCCACUCACUCUCACAGUAGUGCAGUGGUUAGUGGACUUGCUUGUGACACUGAAGAGAAUGUUCAAUUCCCAACAAGGAUUUUGAAGUUGUGAAACCUCAUGGUGUCCGACAAGCUAUGGCUAAACAAUUUUUUACAAGUUGUUUUGAAACUUUACUCUUUGUCAUAUUAAGAGGUUUCCAGCAAAUUAGGGACCAUAUUUUGAAAAAUUGUAUACACAGUUGUGGCUCGAUUCAUAUUAUUUUUGUAUCUGGAAAUGGUAGAGAUGGCAGACCAUAACAUCCGUGAAUAGAUGUGUUCAGGGCCCACAUGCACAAAGCAAUCUCAGCAUUGAGGCUGGUGUAACUCCCAUAUGUUUAACAGAGCAUCAGUCUUAGUGCUAAGGUUUCUUUGUGCAAGUGGCUCCUGGGUAUCCAAGAAUUGAUAUGAGUUUCAAUUUUUUUAUCGUGUUGAAACAAAAAAACAUGUCAGAGAGGCUUACUCAACCCUAUUUUUGCCCAAGGGACCAAUUCUAUGUGAUGAAGCUGUUGCUACCUCAAGCUACAAUGAUAUCAUGUGAUAUGCUGUCCAAACCGUAUUGAGUUUAUGUUCUUCUGAAACAACAAUCCCACAACAUGAUUGUAAUACUACACGUUAAGUAGUUGUGAAAUGUUAUAGUUUUGUUUUUUGUCCGACUUUCACUAAGUGCCUGAAUGGAAACUUCUGCGUCUGUGAUGCCUUGGUAAUAUAUGCUGUGUCCAUGUGGUGAUGAUGCUGUUUGGAGGCUAUGAUGAAGCUGUGCACAGUGUAUCAUAUUACUUUUGUGUUGAUUCUAUUCAUAGUGUAUCAUGCUAGUGGUUCAGAUUUUCAACAGAAGUCCUCUUCACUGUCAACUAUCUAUAAUCAGUUGUGCAAGUAAUAGUAUCUUGCUGCUAGGCCUCUUGUGCACGCACAAAGCGGGAAACCCCACUUAUUUCCAACACCAGCUAUCUUUAAGCAGAUAAUUUUGGAGGUGUGUGGUAUUACUCCUGAUGUAAUAGAGGUAGUGUUCUUAGAAUUAUUUACAAUGAUAAUCAUUGUUUGAUGUUCAAUUUUAGAUAUUGAAGGUAUCCCCAGAUUCAAAUUCUAUAGGAGAUAAUCUCAAGGACCCCACUUCAAUUUGAACACUAAUUAUUAUUCAUUGAGCUUGUUGUUUGAGUUGACAUGGUUGCAAUAUUGCUUAAACCCUUGUAACCUAAUCAUUCACUUCAUUCAGGGAUCCAUGGUAUCCCAUGGUGCUCCAGGAAAUGAGUAAACCUAUGAUCAUCCACUUCAGUAUAGGAUUGGGUGAGAUAGCCUUGUGGUGCAAGUGUUCCCUGAUCAUGCCUGAGCCUGGGUUCGAUUCCCCUUGUUCAAUGUGUUUCCCCUUUCUGAUGUCUACCACUGUAUUAUUGCUGAAAGCUGUGUGAAGCCCUACUCACUUUCUUACUGCAUUGUAGGUAGUCUGGCUCAAAACUUGAGAAUUUAUGAUGUGCAGACUUUUAAUAGUUCAGAUGUGAAAUGUAUUAAGCCUUAGACAUAUAUUUUAAUUGAAAUUAGAUGAAUUCCAAGUUACAAGCGAGUAUAUAUUGUAAUAAUGCCUCGUCUACUGUGAGCUGUUAUUCGUGUUGACAUGACUGAUGAUUUGUGAAUGCUCUCUACAAGUGUAUAACUUACAUUUUCUGUUGCCAUUAACAAUGCUAAUCCUUACAUUGAUAUUGUAUGGAUGUACAUAUUGUGACAUAAACACUUUCAAGUUAAAUGUUAUCCAUAAGGGACAAAGCAUCGAGCUCAUGUUAUUGCUUUUGAUAUUUGCACAUGUGUAUUUUUGUUUGUUUUGUUUGUUAUUUAACGCCACACUCAUCAAUAAUCCAGCCGUAUGACGGCGGUCUUUAAGUAAUCCAGUCUGGACCAGACAAUCCAGUGAUGUGAGCAACAGUCCAAGCUGUCAGGGCAUGAUAUCAACCAAGUCACAGAGCCUGACCAUCCAAUCCAUUUGGUUGCCUCUUACGACCAGCAUAUAGGUUUCUGGGGACCCAUUCUAACCUGGAAUCGCUAUGGGGUUACAUUUUGUGGUUCUCAAACCUGUCAUUUGAGGAUGACAUACAUGUAUUGUGUGGUUGUGAGGACAAUAUAGUAGAACUUCAUUCACUGUUCAUGAGAGGGACUUAUCAAGAUCUGCUCAGUGGCUGAUAUACAUGUACAACCCAAAAUCUGAAGCAAAUGUCAUUAAAUAUUCCCAAUUCCUAAUAAAUUUGUGAAAAUGAGAGCUAUAAAAAUCCAAGUUUUAACAAAGUCACAAUUUGCCUGCCAAGGGCACUUAGUUUGGAAUCCCAGAUUUAUCUCUGUUACAUUGCGAAUUCAUAGUGUGCUUUUUUCAGAACAAUAAAUUUGACAUUUCGUAAGUUUUCUUUAAUUUGAUACCUUAAAAUGUUAAUUAAUAAUACAAAGAGAAACCUUAAGGAUCAUGCAUUAUUAAUGAAUGUUCAUCAAUUCUUUCCGAAGAGAUGGUCCAUAAUGCCUGGAAAAGUUUUUCUCUAUUAAAGUUAUGAAACAUUACAGAUUGUCGUGUGAAGUCAGAAGGGAAAAAAACACUGCCAAAUAUUGAAUAUGUGUGUAGGAGUAGUUAUUCAAAUUUCAGUAAAAAUAUUUAAGAAAAUAGAAGUUUUUAAUAUUCAAAUAGUUGGGUUUGUUUUUGAAAGGUCUUUGAAAAAUAUUUUGAAACUUUCUUGUAAAUGAAAAAAUUGUUCUGUAGGGAUGAAACAGUAAACCGACAUAUAUUGGCAUAAUUUAUCACAAUAUUUUAUUCUAUUGUGAGUAUUAGUGCAUAAAUUUGAUAUAGGUUUGAUAUAGAUUUUUGGAAUCAACGUUCAUGUUAUUUUAAGACAUCUCCAAUACAUGGUCAGAUUAUAUUCUACUCCAAAAAGGUUAAGGAACACUCGAUCUUUCAUAUUACUGUAGAUAAUCUGUCAUGGCACGACUUUUGAGUAGUUCACAUGAAUUUCAAAUGAUGAAGCUUGAAUAUCAAGAAUAUCUGAAAACAACCUGAUGUGCAAAUAAUGCAUACAGUUUGGGAAACAAUACAGAAUGAAGGAUCCUUGAGGUGAAUAUCACAGUACACAAAGUCUGUGGUGAACUGUUACAGCAUGACUGACUUGAACAUCAGCCUAACAGUAAGCCAUGACGAAGCACCCAUUUUGAAAAUGACAUAAUGUAAUUCGUAUGUGAACACCUCUUAAAAAACUCCUGAAACUACAAGAAAUAAAUAUGAACAUGUGACUCACCCAACUCCAUAACAUUAAAAUGGGCAUUUCGUACCCCCUUGAUCUGCCUCUGGUUAUUUUGAGCUGAGACAAUACCAAGGUGGUAUUAAUGGCAUAAGUGUGCUUGACAGCCUUGAUAUAUCUGAUUCAAUCUCAUUAAAAUCAGAUCUAAGUUCUCGCUGCCGCUAAACAAAGAUCUGAGGACAUCCCAUUACGGGUCACGUCAGAACGACCUUUCACGAACUUUGACUUACCACUGAAAUGACUAACACGAAGUCGACAUCAGCCAUUAGAAAGCAGCCUUCUCGAAUUUUCGGCACUUGUUCAACCUGGCGACUUCUAUUUCAGACUACGCUUGAAAAAUAUGUUGACACGAUUAAACUUUUGAAAACCGAACAAACGAACAUUCCGGAAUGUCUAAUAUAUGGUUGAGAUUGUAUGGCAGUGCUUCCCACGUACUGUGCAACGCCUCCUCCGUUCAAAUGUUUAUCCCACGGAAGCGAAAGAUAGACAAUAAUUUUGACGAAAUCAGUCGUGCGUGCCGUAACUGUCGUUCGGAAUACCCUGUGUUAACAUUGUCGAGGUUGCAUGAUUAGAAAACACAUACCGACUGUCACUUUCAUGAUCUUGUAAGCGAAGCUUCGAUUGGUCGGAUGAAGGGUUGUUCUGACGUGACCCGUAAUGGGUUUUCCUCAGAUCUUUGUUUAGCGAUAGCGAGAACUAAGAUCUGAUUUUAAUGAGAUUGUAUCUGAUUGUAUAUAUACCAUAGUAUAAAUAUGUGCAAAUGUUGAAAUUCAUUAUCCAGACAUAAAACUGUGUUACCGUCUUUUGUCACAAAAAAAACAAAACAAUUAAAGCACAUUUGUCUCGAAAUGCUGACAUUUGAAGUUUUAUUGCUAUUUGCAUGGUUUGUGUAAAGUGAAUCAUGUUUUUCUUGCAGGCAUUUUGCCUAACAGGACAUUUCCCAAUAUGUUUGCUGGUGAUUAAGAUCCUACUGUGCUUAUAAUUGUUUUGAAACAUUCUUGUGAGGUCAAAGUAUGUUUAUAAGUUAAAUGAAGUGUCACUCAUUCCGAAUACAUUUCUGCUGGUUUUUUAAUCCAUUGAAUAUAAAUUUAACAAACAUCUCUUUAUAAUAUUGUCAAAUUGUAUGCAUGGACGAUAAUAUUGACUGAAGUUUCAUAUUGAGACAUGCUUUUUUAUAUGUAUGUACAAACCUGGUUGUGUAUUUUUGUCAUAUUGAACUGUGGAUUGAAUUACUGUGACCGAUCUUCAUCCUGAAUACAGACCGUCCUGACUGCUGAAACAGACAGCAGUUAUACAAAGCAGCUGUUAAUUUUCUAUAAUGUCUAUUUCAAACAGCAGCUUGAGCAUUCGUCCAAUGUUUAGUAAACAAAUGUGUUUAAUUCUGUUAUGAUCAUAUAGAUUUCAAGGAUUCUUGUAUCAGAGUGAAAUUAUGAUCUGUUGUGAUCUAGUGUGAUGAAGUUCACCAAUACGUUGCCUGACCUUACAUUGGUCAUGUAUUGUUAACGAAAAGUUUAGACAGAUUUUAUUGAAUUACUUUCCAUUUUUUAGUUUGUGUGAAUGGUUGUGAAAGCUGAAAUAUCAUAGUGCCUAUACAGAAGACUUUUGUCUUUCAUGCUUUUUGAAAAAUGUUUUAUGAUUCUUUUUGUAAAUAUACUGUAUGAAUUGGCACAUUUACAAUUAUGUGAAGCUGUCUGUUUUAAUCUGAGAUAUAUAUUGUGCAGAUUCUCUCCUGAAAAUUUUGUGAUACAAGUGCUUUUGUAUGUGUUGCCAAAAACAUUUGCUUUGCCUUGACAUUUUCAAUUUCACAUGUGGCAAGACGAACAUUUCUUUGAAUUUUGAAACCCACGGUUGAAGAGAACUAGUAUCUGUAAUAACAUCCAUCACAUUAGGAAUACUCAUGUUAAAAAUGUAUUGGGUUAAAAUACUCCAUAAAUGAAAUUUAAUGAGAAAUGUACUGGAAAUAAGGAAGUUGUUCAGCUUUUGUCACUGAUGUACAAGUUCACACAGUAAAGGUACAAGAGACAGACUGAAGGGAGAGGUUUCCAACAUAGCAAUCAGGGUGUGGGGCUAUAUAUUUGUUAUAUAACUAUAUAUACAUAAAUACAUAUUACAAUCGUGGUACAUAUAUCAUUACCAAAGUGUUCCAUGUACAGUGUACUUAAAUCCUGAUUGAAUAAAUGUCAUGACGCUC
This is a messenger RNA of Haliotis rufescens (red abalone), 13404 nucleotides long. RefSeq lists its product as uncharacterized. NCBI's taxonomy places the organism in Eukaryota, Metazoa, Mollusca, Gastropoda, Lepetellida, Haliotidae. The transcript has 12 exons. The record is from RefSeq and is a predicted model, not a curated record. The coding region runs from base 139 to 1599 and encodes 486 amino acids.